This is a messenger RNA of Episyrphus balteatus (marmalade hoverfly), 4672 nucleotides long. RefSeq names its product mucin-2. The transcript has a single exon. NCBI's taxonomy places the organism in Eukaryota, Metazoa, Arthropoda, Insecta, Diptera, Syrphidae. The coding region runs from base 87 to 3689 and encodes 1200 amino acids. The record is from RefSeq and is a predicted model, not a curated record.
UUCGAGCGUGUUUCUAGUUGUAAAUCGUAUGUCCUUGUGACUUAUAUAUUUAUCGAUAUACACCAAAUAUAGGUCAAUUUUUGGGAAUGCCCACGCCUGAGGCGAAUACAUCUUCGCCACCACCGUCGGAGUCAUCGUUGGUGGCGCUCAGAAACCCCAACAUUACCGAACUGGCCACAGCGGAAGCGGACUCUUUCAAGGCAAACAACGCAAACGUAUCUAUUAUGACGCAAGAUCGAUGUUUGGAUAAUGGCCAUCAGGCUAUAAGUAAUGAACGUUCCUCCACCACCGACGACAAAGUUAGUGACGAUCUAAAUAAUUCUAUAAAUAGUGUUGUUAGUAAUGGCGUAAACAGUGUGCAAGAAUUCAAUGUCGAUGUUAAUCGCGACCGCGAACACGAAAACAGCACGGAUUUGGUGAUCGUGCAAAAUCACACCGUAGACACCGAUAGUCCGCCAACGGGAAAGGUUUCGCCGUCGCCACCUCCGACGACUACUAGUAAUAUUAAUUCAACGGAAACGCCUAGCGAAUUCGUCGACAAUUCGAAAGAUAAUUUUGAAAAUAAUUCAAUAAAUAACAUUGAUGCAAAUAUUAGUGAAUACUCAAAUAAUAAUAUCGUUGAAGAUAUGACGGUGAUAAAGCAUCAAAAUAGUGGCGAAAAUAUUCGCGAAAUAAUUGCGAAUUCGGAUAAGGCCAAUAAAAAUUCUAAUGAUUCGCAACUUGUCGAUAAAGUUGUGAAUAGUGAUAAUAAUGAUCAGAAGGUUAGUUCAAGAAGUGCUCGAACUCGGAGAUCUCGCAAACUCACUAGAUCUGAUAAUGUUAAUGAUGAAGAUCAAAUUGAAGAUCCGAUAGAACGUUUGAAUAAAUUACGCGCGAGUAUAUCAAGCGCCCUUAGUGAAGUUAAGGGAGUUUUGAAACAAUAUAGCACCGAACAAAGUUUAGAUGAACAAAAUGAAUCUACUCCAUCAUCUAAGCCCGAUGAGGGGCCAGUAAGAUUUCGUUUUGUUCGUAAAAUCCGUCGGAGAAGCGUAUUUAGUGAAGACGAUGAAACGGAAAUACCUAAGACAACUUUGGACGUUAUAACUUCGCCGAUAAUUGAAAAUAAAGUUAUCGAAGAAGUUCCAACUGAGAUUCCGGAUUCUCCAAAGGUUUUAUCAAGUGAAGAUCAGAAGUUACCGGAACCAAGUAAAGAUGAAAACCAACAAGUUCCUCCUAAGGAAGAAGAAAAAUCAAUUCAAAAUAAUAAUCAAGAAUCUGAUAAAAAGCAACAAAUUAAAACUGCAACUGAUAUUCAGAUUGCACCUGAAACAAGUGACAAUUCGAACGUUGUCGUGAGUGAAUUUCAAAAGACAUCAGAAACCCAUCAGGACCCAUCGAAAGCUGACGAUGUUGAAGCUCCUCCCACUACAACAAUUUCUGAAACCCCGAAAACUAAAAUUGUAAAAACUAAAAAAGUUCUUAAAAAAGACAGCAGGAGAGCUUCGAUAGCAGCAGUUGAAAUAAAUCAAAUAUCUGCUGAUGAGCAAUCUUCGAUACCUGUAGAAUUAAAAACGCAACGUCGACCUUCAGAUUCUGGCACUUUGGUGAAACAAACAACUCGGACCAAGGUGAAGACUAGUGAAAAACCAAAGGUUAUUUCAAGUCGCAAGGCAAGAACAAAUUCUUCUUCGAAAACAGAAAAGGUUGAAGCAACAUCUAGUCCUACCGCUGCAGACAAAUCUUCUUCACCGAAAACAGAAAAGGUCAAAAUAAUUUCAACUUCCACCGAAGACAAGUCUGCUUCACCGAAAAUUGAAAAGGUUGAAGCAACAUCUAGUCCAACUGAAGAAAAAUCUUCUUCGCCGAAAACAGAAAAGGUCAAAAUAAAUUCAACUUCCACCGAAGACAAGUCUGCUUCACCGAAAACAGAAAAAGUUGAAGCAACCAAAGAAAAAUCUUCUUCGCCGAAAGAAACAAAUGUCAAAACAGCUAGUCCUAGUGAAGAUAAACCUUCUUCGCCAAUAACAGAAAAGGUUGAACCAGUUUUUAGACCUACUGAAGACAAACCAUCUUCACCGAAAGAGAAUUCUACAAAAAUAUUGGAAGAAAAUAAAUCUUCUGACACCACCGCAUCUGUUACCCUACCUCAAUCAAAUCAGGAGACAAUCAAGGAAUCUCCAGUGAUUGUGGAGUCAACAACACUUGAAGCAACGAAUGUCUCUGCAGUUAUAAAUCAAGAACCACACAUUGCCGAUUUAUUAUCUGAUGUGCCAAUUUUAACACCUGCUCCUGAACUUAAAUCGAAAGUGAACUCUGAAAUUCCUCAAGCUGAAGCUGUUACAAAGUUAGAAGAAAGUGUUAAUACCCCUGAAAGUGCUCCAGCUGCAUUAGAAGAUAGUUCUGCCUUGAAAAGUGAGUCACUUCAAGAAUCUACUGAAUCAGAUAAACCUGCAGAAAUCAGUGAAGACACAUCGAGGACAUCUGAAGCCAUAUCAGAUCCAGCUGCAAGUUCCAGAUUGGAUGAUGAUUUGCUCCAUCAAUCGUCUCCAAAAGUAAUUGAAUCCGAUAAACCUACAGAAACCAGUGCAGAUAAAUUAAGCUCACCUGAAACUACAACAGUACCAUCAGACAAUUCCACAAUGAAGGCAACCGACAAAUUAGAUUCACCGACGGCUACGACUGCUCCCAUAGAUCUUUCUAAAGUGAUAGCUGUUUUAGCCCCUAAACCUUUGACCAUAGUGAAACCUAUUAAAAUUGAACAACCUGUCUUUCUACAACAAAAGCUUAAAAUGGUUAUACCAGGUUCCAAAGUUGAAGUUCCAAAGCCACAAGCUGCAAAAUCUAAACCAUCACCACAGGCUGCUAAAUCUGGAAUUCCUGUCAAGAAAACAAAUACACCAACAUCGUCAGCUAAAAUUCCGGUAGCAUCACCAGCAAGUGCUAAAGUUGAUGCAUCCAAAACUAACAAAAAUGUUACUCCUGUUCAAACAAAGAAGACCACUGAAGCUUUAACUGUUAAGGCUGUAAAAACAGUACAAACUGCUAAAAAUGAGAAUUCUGGUGAAACAUCGCCUGGUGUCGAAGCUGAGGAACCUCUACCAGCCAACGUUCCAAAAGAUGCCAUUGCUGUUAAAUUCAAUCUUCCUGGUCAACAAAGUGUCGAAGAACUUCAGAGAUUAGAAGAUGAACAAGGCAACAAAGAAACCAGCCCAUCUGAAACAACUGAAGCCGAAGCUGCUCCAAAGAAAAAGAGAAAAGCUAAGAAGAAGGUUGUUAUUCGUCGUAUUCGAAGGAAACUCUCCAAAGACGAUACUUUCCUUAAUACACAAGAAGGAGCAGCUGAAUUAGAAGUUUGUGAAAAAGAAAUCGAAGAAGAAGAACCUGAAGAAGAGGUACCAGACGUUCCAAAACAACCCAAAUCAUGUUUGAAAGUACGACAAUUUGAAAUCGGUGAUGUUGUUAUGUAUGCUGAACAUUACAAAAAGACUCAAGUUAGAUGGAAGAAGGGUGUAGUUACGGAGAGAAUUACCAGCAUAUCGUAUAAAAUUAAUAUAGAUGGAGAUGAGAGACCAGCGCAUGUGAGUUAUAUUAAAAAGUUUACAGACAGAAAGGUGAAUUUCGGUGGGAAAGAGUACCUGGAAAUCGAUUAUGCACAAAUUGAAAGUGACGAAGAGAAAGAACGUAAUUAUAGUAUAUGGAAUUGUGUUUGAUUGUUGUGUAAAUUAAAAGGUAAACAAUUUGAAAUUGUUGUAAAUUAUUUUUAAGAAAAACAAACUUAACACUUGUAGCUCUAUUCUGCUAUCCAUUAAAAAAAGAGAGAUUAUCAAAUCUUUUCUUUGCUUUCAAUCUUUUUACCAUCUUUAAGACUUGUAAGCAAGGAAGCAUGAAAUUAUACCAUUAUUUAAAUUUUAACACCAAAUAUAAAAUAUUCAAAUAGGUAAAACUUUAAACAAACUCAAUAAACUUUUAACAUUUUAAAAUAUUAAGAACUUCGAUGAGACUUUUAAAAGUCUUUAUAGAAUUAAAAAGAGUUUUCAAAAUAACUUUAAUGAAUAGCAGAAUAGAGCUCUUGUAUAUUUUACGGGAAACAAAUUCGUCUUUAUUCAAUUUAAACUAGCAAUAUAAAAUAAAAUUUAAAAUUGUAUAGAUAAACAUCCAGUUUAUUUGUUAUAAAAAUAUAUUUCAUAAGGAACGUAUACGGAAAUGGCAAUUCUUAAACUCAAUUCAUUAUGAAAAUAUCCUUGAUAAAACUACCAAGAAUUAUGUUAAUUAAAAUAAAAUAGGUUAAAAAUAGGCAAACAUUUUUUAUUGCGUUUCAAUUUUUGUAACAAUAUUUUUUUUUUUAUUUUUAAAUAUCGACAAAACAAUGUUAUCAUUUAUUAUUUUAUAUCUAUUUAAAUGUCUAAUGUACAUAGUUUUUACUUUAUUAUUUUUUUUUAAAUUUAAUGUAAAAUUUAAAUUUAUUAAUUUUUUUUUGGUCGAUGUUUACCGACACUGUAUAAAACUCACACCAAAAUAAGGCGUCUUAGUAAGGGUACGACAGAUCUAAUUUAUUAAUUUUUUAUUAUUCCUUUUAAUUUUUAAAUUAAAUUGUUGCAUUGAAAAAGAAUAAGGCACUUUAAAAGGUUUGUUUGUUAUGUUAGGUUAUGUCAUUGUUUGGAACCAAACAUUUUUACUUGGUUUCAUGAUUUGA